Messenger RNA from Scutellospora calospora, 2086 nucleotides. The record is from the annotation of a GenBank genome assembly. NCBI's taxonomy places the organism in Eukaryota, Fungi, Glomeromycota, Glomeromycetes, Diversisporales, Gigasporaceae.
GUCUAUUGGAGCUGGGACAAAAGCAGGAAAUAUCACAAGGUUAGUAAAGGAGAAGAGUAAAGCUCGAGUGAGCCUGGAAGAACUCACAAGUGAGUGCACUGCAAAGCCAAUUAUAGAUGGAAACUCAUCAGAUAUUUAUGCAGAGUUGGGACUACUGAACCUAAGUGAUAUAGAGUAUAGGGCAGAGGUGUUAUUAGAUAAGGUCCUGGUAUCAGGGGAUUUGAACUAUGUGCGUUUGGCAAGGCAGGUGGCCUUGAAGAGGGCCUAUGUUGUUAGAGUAGCCGAUGAGGAUAGUUGGGACAUUGCCUCGAAGAUGGCUAUUGGUGAUAUUCUGAACCCAAUAUCAGAGUUGUUGGGAAGUAAACAGAAAACUGCAGGCUCCAGUUUUGCAAGGGUUUUCAGUCCAGGUUGCACUAGUUCAGCCCCUUGUACAGCAACUGGAUGUUUAGCAGCAAUUUCUGGGGCAACUUGGGCUGCAAAAUCAGUUCGGAGGAUUCAUGGUGCCCUCUUUACAAACUUUUUAACCAAACUCACAAUUCGUGCAGCAGUAGCAGCAUUGGAGUUCAGGAACUGGUGUGUCGUUACCAGUACAGCAUCAGAGGAAAGGAGCAUUAUGCCAAUGAGUGUAGCUCUAGAAAACAUAUUGGUCUACCCUUUUGAGGAGAUAGAGCUCGAUCAAAAGACACUUGACAAUACUCAGAGGAUUUUGGAGGAGAAGGAGAGGUAUAUAGAGUGUUGUAAAACUAUCUCAAUUGGUGUUGGUGUGGCUGAAGGAAGAAAUUCCUUUGUUCUCAAAGAACUUGAUUCGACUAAUGGGCAAACCGGAUCUGAGGCUUUAUUGAUUCAUGCAAGAAGAAGAAAAUUAGCUGGAGAAGGAGUUGGUGCAUUUGGAGACAUCGGGAGCAAUCUUGGAGGCGUUGGUAGUUUUAAGGACAUUCUAAUCCUUCAAGGAGAUGUUGAGAGGAACAUGGAUUACAUUGUUCAUCGACAACAAAGUAGACUUAAGAACAGUAGUAAAGGGAGGCCUAGUAGAGUAGCAAAAGGAUAUUAUGAGACAAAUUUGGGAGUGGGUGCCAUCAGAGCUAAAUCCAGCAGAUUUCUUAACAAGGGUUCCCAAUAUAGGGGAUUGGGUGCUGAGUUCAGAAGUAGUAGACCAGUUGGAGUCAGUCUGGAGAGAAUUCGAAGUAGACAGAUUUGCAAGUCACUUGAAUUCGAAGAAAUAGAGAUUCAACAGCCUGUUUUUUUGCCUAGGAUCAGAGGCUGUAGACUGUUUCACUUAGAAUUGGGCUGGAGUGAGGAAUUAUAUGUGCUCCCCUUUCAGCUAAAUUCACAGAGCACUGUGCUAUACGAAGGAAUGUGGAGUAUGGAUAGUAAUAAUAGUUCCAUAGCACCUGAGAGCAGUGCUGCUGGAUUGGUCCAGAAAUUGCUCGAAAGAGCUGAAUACCUAAUGGACACAGGUUUUGUACCUUAUCCAGCAUCAAGAAAGCUACUAGCAGCCUUUCUGGUAUGGUUAGAAGUUUCAGGUAGAAUAUCAGAGAUGCCAACUUGUUUGGCAGCAGUAGCUAGAGAGCAUAAAUUAAGGAACCUUAUGGAUCUAAUGAAGGGGAGCUCAAUUCAUUUAAUAGUAGAAGGAAUUAAGAGGGUAGUAGCACCAAGGAAGGCUGAAGCCAAAUGGCCAAGAGAUCCUUUACUAGUUGGAGUAGUUAGACAAUAUAUGGAGUAUCUAUCUCUGAGAAAGGGAAUGGAUCAGGAUUUCAAAGUCCAAGACAGAUCAACUAGAGAAGGGAAAGUUUCUUCUGAUAGAAAAAACACAAAGAAACCAUUGUUUCUGUCGAGAAUGGGAGGAAAAUUAUUAGUAGCGGCCGUUACAGCUAUAGUUAAGUAUUUUGCAGGAAAUGCAGGAUUACAGAGGAGAUAUACUGCACACAGUUUAAGAAUUGGAGGCGCAAUAGCAGCUAUGAAAGGAGGAAUGACAAUGGAACAAAUUCAGUCAAUUGGUGGUUGGACAUCAGGGGCAGUACAGCUGUAUACAAGAGCUAUUAGUAUGGCUGAGAUAGGGGCUUCAAGAUUAAUGGGUUUUAAUUAG